Molecule: messenger RNA, 1872 nt
Organism: Aspergillus mulundensis
Lineage: Eukaryota; Fungi; Ascomycota; Eurotiomycetes; Eurotiales; Aspergillaceae
Exons: 7
Coding region: 1-1872 (623 amino acids)
Biological process (GO): protein localization to mitotic spindle pole body; microtubule anchoring at mitotic spindle pole body; mitotic sister chromatid segregation
Cellular component (GO): mitotic spindle; microtubule organizing center; MWP complex
Molecular function (GO): protein binding
Source: RefSeq, a predicted model, not a curated record
AUGUCACGAAUAUGCCCUACUCCGACCUCGUCAAUUGACGCCGCGGGUUCCACCUCUUCUCCAAUUGCACUAUCAGAUGAUGGAGAAUUUGCCGCGCAAAUAAAUGGGAAAGACCUCAUUAUCCAUCUGAACCCAACUUCAUCAGACUUCAAAGAAGUACAAAUCGUCAGGGUUAAGGAAGUCGGGUGCAAGUUCUUGAGGUUCUCCCGCAGGCAAGGCACAGCAAAAUCACGGCGAUUGUUCUGCGCAAAUGAUACUCGCAUCGUAACUUGGGACUUAGAUCCAUUGCAGCAGUAUGCGGAGAUUGAAAAUGUCGAGCCUGGUGCCCUGAACAUUGACUAUGGGGCCGAUGAGAAUGAAAUUGUUGCUUUCCACGCCUUCAACACUAAGCUUACUAUCUUUGGGCUGGACUCUGGCCGCAGCCAUAUCAUUAAAUCCCCCAAAUUUUCGCAUCAGAACGGUUUCGGAUAUCGACCGAAGACUGGGCAGCUUGCUAUCUUGUUGAAACCAGAAACAAGUGACCUGCUCACGGUACACGAAGCUCAGUCAUACGAGGUUAUAGGACGCGACACCCUCCCGACGGUUGAUGCUCAAGGACUGAAAUGGAGCCCCGAUGGGCGAUGGAUAGCUAUAUGGGAAACCGCGAGUGCAGGGACGAAGGUCCUCAUCUUCACUGCUGAUGGGCAACUUUUUAGGACUUAUACAGGUUUGCCAGAGUCUGAUGGCUUAUUUGAUCUGGGCGUUAGAAGCAUCGAAUGGAGUCCCAUUGCUGCUCACAACGGCUUGUCGCCUGCUUUGGCUGUUGGUAAGGUGGAUGGUACAGUGGACCUGCUGGGGACGAAAACGUUCUCAUGUUCGUCCACCCUCUCACAUGUCUUACAAUCCGAUCAAUACUCUCCCAGUAUAUGGCGGGAACGCUACGCCGCUGGGGGCAUGGCCCUAGAAUAUGCUGAAUCACCAAGUUCUUCUGCUUUCUCAAACUUUCCUGAGCCCAUGGGCACACCCCGUGGAGUAUCGUUGAUGGGAUUCAGCCAUGACGGUAAUCUACUGAGUACCGUGGAUCAAACGCGGCCGAACAUUGUCUGGAUAUGGAGCUUGGAGAAAACUCCAUCUCUAAUCUCAGUUCUUAUCCACGAGCACGCUGUCCGGCAGGUAAUAUGGCAUCAUUCAUGUACACAGCUACUAAUCACGACGGCAAAUAAUGCUCUUCCCGGCGUCCGAUAUUGGAGUUCGCACCGAUCACCAUGCAUCGUCCGCAUCCCGAUCCCAAGAAGCGAGAGCGGAAAAUACGACGUCCGCUGGUUAUCUUCGGAUGGAACUGAGAAUUCCAGGUUCUGGUUUGGCUCCCAAGAUGAUUAUAUCUUAGGGUUCGUUGCGCUGGACGAAGAGCGUGGGCCAGAGUUUAAAGGCAUGAAUACCCUUGGUGGAAGAAUGAGUUCAGGCAGCCAGGUAACCGAGCCUGGGCCCGUGACCAGCCCAGGGCUUAGGGUUACAAUCCACGUGACUGCCGUCUUCCCCACUCGAAUUUUGCACUUGGGCUUAACUUCGGACGCCUUCAGUCUCGCAGCUCUCAACAACCACACAGACGACAAAAUGGCUCCCGCAGGCAAGCAAAAGAAGAAGUGGUCCAAGGGCAAGGUCAAGGACAAGGCCCAGCACGCCGUCGUCCUCGAGAAGGCCACCGCUGAGAGGCUCAACAAGGACGUUCAGUCCUACCGCCUGAUCACUGUCGCCACUCUCGUCGACCGUCUCAAGAUCAACGGCAGCCUUGCCCGCAAGGCCCUCGCUGAUCUCGAGGAGAAGGGUCAGAUCAAGAAGGUUGUUGGUCACUCCAAGAUGAACAUCUACACCCGUGCCGUUACCGCCGAGUAA